This is a messenger RNA of Hyaena hyaena (striped hyena), 849 nucleotides long. RefSeq names its product Rhox homeobox family member 1 (gene RHOXF1). The record is from RefSeq and is a predicted model, not a curated record. The transcript has 3 exons. Gene Ontology annotation, molecular function: RNA polymerase II transcription regulatory region sequence-specific DNA binding; DNA-binding transcription factor activity, RNA polymerase II-specific. Gene Ontology annotation, biological process: regulation of transcription by RNA polymerase II. Lineage: Eukaryota; Metazoa; Chordata; Mammalia; Carnivora; Hyaenidae. Bases 28 to 732 code for a protein of 234 amino acids.
GCGGUGGUCGUCCACUUCACUACCGCCAUGGAUCCGCUGCCCAUUGGCGACUGCUAUGACCCGGGCGACUACUACAAUCCCGACUACCGCUGGCUGGGAAUGCAAGAAGUGGAAGUAAGAUCUGAGGCUGUGGAGGGGGCAGCCUUCGAAGCCGAAGAAUACGGCCUCUUUGCUGAAGGCAUUCCAGGCCCCAUGGGCGACGUUAACUACCAGGGCAACGUCGACUAUGAAGAACUCUUGAAUUAUGUCAACUAUCAAGGCAUCGUCAACCAUGAAGGUGACGUCAACCGUGAAGGCAACAUCAACGGUGAAGGCGACAUCAACCCUGAGAGCGACAUCAACCGUGAAGGUGUGGUGAACCAUGACGGCGAAGGGAACCAGGAGGUCGAUGGUGGCAUUCAGGAGCUGGGGCAACAGCACCCUGAACCGCCACCCCAAGUGGCAGCCGCAGCGGCUCCGCGGGCCCAGGGCAGGCCACACGGAGUCCCGCGCUGUAAAUUCACCGCGUUUCAGGUGCGGGAGCUGGAAAACGUUUUCGAGCGCACUCAAUAUCCUGAUGCUAACACAAGAAGAGAACUUGCGAGGUGCAUGGAUGUGACCGAAACCAGAGUGCAGGUUUGGUUUAAGAAUAGGAGAGCCAAGAUGAGGAGAAAUGAGAGGGCAUCAAUGCUCAGAAACACCGCACCCACUAACCUGGACCGCCUGUUCAUCCUAAUGUUGGACCAGUCCUAGAAUGCCGUCUUGGUCCUGGAGCCGGGUUGGAGAUGGGUUCUGGAGCCCGUGACACCUGGGCCACCCUCGCUGCCUCUGCCACCCUUUUCUUCUCAGCAGCUGUGUUAUCAAUAAAGA